GCAUCACAUGAGGGCCGCGGCGGAGCGGGAGGAGGAGCAGGACACGAGGUACCUCAUCGACGAGCUCGCCGAGCUGAGGAUCAUAUUUGACGAGAUGAUACCAGAGUUGAACUGCGAGGAUCUGGAGGAGCAGAAUCAGAGGCUCAGGGAUGAACUCGAAGCCACGGACGAAGAGAUCGAGCUGAAGACGGAGAUGAUUGCAAGAUUGCAGGAGCUGGAGAAGGAUAAUGGUCCCACACAUGGUGCUUUGGAGGUCAACACACUGGACAUGACAGGUGGAGAGAACAAGCUGCCUGUGCUGCAUGAGAUAGAGAAGGGUGCUUUGGAGAUCAACACAUCGGAGCUUGGAGGUGGAGAGUGCAAUGUGGCUGACCAUGCUCUCAUGCUGCAUGAAAACCACAAGCAAGAGAUGGAGGCUAUUCAUUCCAAGCUAAUUCAACUUGAGAGGCAACUGGAGCAAAGGGAUAAAGACCUGGUGCUCAUCGCACGGCAGCUGAACAUGAAACUACAAGCAGCGGUGAAGCUCCCAGAGGAAGACCAUCAAUGUCUUUAUGGGGUAAUGACUCAUGUGAGAAAUAUUCUGGACGAGGAAGUGAAAAGGAUGAGUGAUUCAUUGUACCGCCUCAACAGAGAGCAGCCUAACGGCAAAGAGCUCCAAGAGAAUCGCCAAGAGUUGAUUCAGGUUUUCGAGAACAUGCCGAUUAGUAGGGGCGCAGUUUUUGGAAUCAAAAGGAUGGGCCAACUUGAUGAAAGUCCUUUUCGCGCCGCAUGCAAUUUAAAAUACAGGGACAAUGAUCCAGAGAACAAAGCUGCAAGGUUGGUUUCGUAUUGGCAGGGGAAAAUACAGAAGCCAUCGUGGCGUCCGUUUGUUACUAUUCGGAUCAAAGAAGAAGAUCAGGAGGUUAUAGAUGACAAUGAUCCAAAACUAAGCAAGCUGCGGUCUCAGUACGACGACAACGUCUGCAAUGCAGUGAAGGAUGCACUGAGAGAGCUCAACGAGUACAGUCCUGGCGAGCGGUGCAUCAUGAAUGAGGUCUGGAACUUCCGGGAAGGGCGGAAAGCGACAACGACAGAGGUGAUCACCUGCAUUUUAGAGCAGCUGGUAGCGGCAGACCCAGGAUUGCGAGGAAAUGAAUUCAAGGUUCCCACAAAAAAAUAUUCAAAUUCAAUAUAACCGGCUAAAAACAGCUGUUUAGUUGUAUAACCGGAUGACAAUAGUUCAAUCAACCAACUAAAACAAUAGAGACUAUCACCAACCGGAUCUGUCUUAAGCUUUCUUUGCUACAUUUGUUUGGAGAAACAACAAAAAAUGGUCUCCAUUGAUAGUUAGUAGAGCAGAUUGAUGCUGAUACUGCUAGGCUAUUUUACCCAAAAGCAUUGUGAGUGCCCAGUUACUCCAUGAAGAUGCGAGUCUAGUCAGUAAUGUUCAAAGCAUGGCUGCUUAUAGAUUGUUAAUGAUGUCAGAACUCUAGAGUUACUCAUGUGUCAGAACUCUAGAGUUACUUCAUCACAAAAGAGGAAUUCUAGAGUUACCAUGGCAACUUAAACUGCAACCUGGUAAGCUAAACAAUGCAAUAUCUCUAGCACACGAAGGUUGGAAAUAUUGACACCCAUAUACGCUGCAAAUCUACUAUAGGUGAAAUUUGAAAAGAACAGCAUAGCAAUACAAUCUCCUGGUUCAAAUGUAGUUGCACAAAUAGGGAUACAAGCGGAAUGUGUCUGCUUGUCCGCAAUCGUCCACAAAGAGAAAAA
Molecule: messenger RNA, 1752 nt
Organism: Hordeum vulgare subsp. vulgare (domesticated barley)
Lineage: Eukaryota; Viridiplantae; Streptophyta; Magnoliopsida; Poales; Poaceae
Product: factor of DNA methylation 2-like
Exons: 7
Coding region: 8-1174 (388 amino acids)
Biological process (GO): gene silencing by siRNA-directed DNA methylation
Source: RefSeq, a predicted model, not a curated record